AUGAGUAAGACAGAAAAAAAAGUGUUGUUUGAGGAUGAUAUCUCUAGUACUCAAAGUUCUGAAGGAGAAGACUACAUUCCUAAAAGAAUAAUUUCUAAAUCUAAUACUCGAAGGGUACAUAAGAUUCCAAUUGAGCUACAACAAUAAUUAUUUCGAUAAGUAUUUUAAGAAGGGAAAUAAAUUAAAGAGGUAUUCUUUUUCAUAUUACAAUCAGGUUGCCAAAGUUCUAAAUUUAAAUUACUCUAGUGCUAAAUCUCUAAUUCAUUAUUAUAAAAAUAAUAAACGGUCAGCUCCUUUAGAAGUAUUAGAUGUUUUAAGUGGCAAGAAAUAGUUAGUUUGUCGAGUUUCUUAAAAAAUUGAUAAAAAAUACAAUAAUCUAAAAAUAGAAGUCAGAUCAAAUAAUUAAAUUCUUCACUUCUACAAUUACUAUGAACAUAAGACAACUAAUGAAUGA
Paramecium primaurelia is the source of this 454-nucleotide messenger RNA. The record is from the annotation of a GenBank genome assembly. NCBI's taxonomy places the organism in Eukaryota, Ciliophora, Oligohymenophorea, Peniculida, Parameciidae.